Molecule: messenger RNA, 5488 nt
Organism: Closterium sp. NIES-67
Lineage: Eukaryota; Viridiplantae; Streptophyta; Zygnematophyceae; Desmidiales; Closteriaceae
Source: the annotation of a GenBank genome assembly
GGAUUUCCUUCCCUUGCUGUCUCGACUUCACUCGCUUGCUAGGCACUGCGCAUUCACUUAUCCUGACAGAGACAGUUAUGCCUCACAUUUCCGCUGCUCCUGUCUAGCACCAGGCAGGCACUCCCUUCGGUACGGUGGACAGCACUUGAUGGUGUUGUGUUCUUUUCGUUCCAUUCACCUCGCAAUAGUUUUCGUGGCAUUCGCAUCGCCUCACGUUGGCUUACACUAGUAUGUUACGAAAAUAGUAGCCGGAAGACUCCACACUAGUAGGCGUUUCCUCUCCUAGCGGCAGCCUCACCUCACCUUUCACUGCGUGUAUCCUCAUUUUCAUCUCGCUUCGGGAUUUUCUGGUCGGUCGGCUGAACCCGACAUGGCUCCAUCGCACUCGCUAGAAGCUACUAACUCGGGAUGGCUAGAUUCAAUGAUAACGGAAAUACCGGCAGCGCCCAGCAAUCACGACGACAACGCAUCGUACGGAUCGCCUGAGCGACAUCACGAAGACGAGAUCGUGUCGAUUAAGACCGUGUCGUGCUGGCAGCGUUACAUUCUGGGAGAUCUCAUCUUUAUCGUCCUCUCCGUGCUUUCUCUCGGCAUCGUCCCGCUGGUAGCCAGCUGGCUCCCUGCUCUCUACGUUUCCCUGCGAUUCAAGCGCGUUCCCCCCGGCGACGUUUCCGCGGACUAUGUACUGGUGGAGAGCCUCGAUGGUAUCCUGACCGUCGCGCCGCUGCAGUCCGUCGACCCCUGGGCUCCUGCCCGCGGGUGGGUGGACGUCGCUGCAGCGCGCACCAGCACCAGGCUACCGGGGUGCGAUAUCCGCCUCGCGGACCUGCCUAGAACCUUCCUGUGGCGCAGCGAGCGGUUCUGGUUCGACCCGGCAGCAGCCGCGCGGCUGUUCGACAACACGCCCAAGUCCGCCACGCGCGCGGCGGAGCUCCGCAGCACGCCGCUGGUGUGGAAGCGCCACCGCUUCCAGCUCGCGUCCUCCGCCGCUGCGCUCCAUAAGUAUGGCGCCGCUUGCGCCAUGCAGGAGCCCAGGGGGGGAAGCCAUCCCGGAGACGUGAGUGACUGGGAGCGGCGGCUGCUCACCCACGGCCCCAACAUCCUGCACGUGCACGCGCCCAGCUUCUGGGUGCUGCUGGCGGGCGAGAUGCUGAAGCCGUUCUUUGUGUUCCAGGUGUUCAGCGUGGCCGUGUGGUUCCAGCAGGAGUACUACCUCUACUCCUGCAUCAUCAUCCUCCUCACCACCACCUCCGUCGUAUAUGAGGCCGCUCAGACCCGCCGCAACAGGCUCGCCAUCAAGCGACUAGCGGAGACGGACUGCUCUGUGGUGCGGCUAAUGGGCCAACGGGAUCCCGCUGACCCCUCUGCUGCUCCAAGGCUGUUGCCGGAGCAGGUUCUGGCAAGCGCUCUGCUGCCUGGGGACCUGGUGCAGGUGGAGUCGGGCAUGGUGUUGCCGUGCGACCUGGUGCUGCUGGCUGGCCAGUGUGUUCUCAACGAGUCCAUGCUCACUGGGGAGUCUGCUCCCGUGCUCAAGACAGCCCUGCCCCUCGACUUCUCUGCGCAACCGCACAAGAUCCGGCCAGGGUCAGAGGCGGACUCCAAGUACCGCCUGCUGUCAGGUACAGAGGUGCUGCAGACCCGGGCGCUCAGAGUGCCGCCCACCAACCCUCCAGCCUGGCCCUCCUCCUCGUCCUCAAGCGCGGACGCACCACCCUGUGUGUGGAACUUCGCCAAUGGGGAUGCCAAGACGAGCAAAGGGCAGCCCAUGCCGGUGGCAGCCAUGGUGGUGGGUACCGGGUACGCCACGGCCAAGGGCGAGCUGGUGCGCGCGAUCAUCUACCCGAAGCCCACGUCGUUUGACUUUGAGCGCAAGCUCUACCUCUUCAUAGUCAACCUCUUUGUCUUCUUCCUCAUCGCCGCCGCCGUCACCGUCGCUUACCAGUACAACAAGGUGAGUGGCAGGCAGCUGGUGCUGAACAUUCUCAACAUCCUCACUAUCACCGUGCCGCCCGCCCUGCCUCUUGCCCUCUCCAUCGGCCUCUCCACUGCGUUCUCUCGCCUCCAAGCAUGCGGCAUCUUCUGCAUCAACCCCCCCCGCAUCAUCAACGCGGGUCGUGUGAACCUCCUCUGCUUCGACAAGACCGGCACUCUCACGCGCGACGGGCUCACCAUCUCAGGAGUCCUCCCCGUCUCCUCCACUUCUCCCGCCACCUCCCCCACCUUCUCCGCCCUUCGCUCCAACCUCCUCGACCUAUACCACGACGCGGUUAAACCCACGCCCGCGUCACCCCCCCCACCAGACACAUCCGCAGCCGCAGCCACGCCCACUGCAUCCCUCUGUUACACUCUUGCUGCCUGUCACAGCCUGUCGCUACUCCACACCCCUGCGCCCUCCCGGUCCGCCUCUGCUUCCUCUGCCUCUGACGCGUUUCCCGAGUUGGAGGUGCAUGGAGAGGGGAAGGGAGCGGGGGGGUGGUGGAGUAGGUUGGUGCGUGGGGAGUGGGGUUAUUCGGGGAUGAGGUUGAGGAGCAGCAGCAGCAGCAGCAGUGGCAGUGUGGUUGCUGGGGAAACGCAGGGGGUGCGGCUGCAUGCUGGGCCGAGGAGUGAUGGGGAGGGGCAGUGGGAUGGUGGGGCGGGAGAGGUGGAGGAGGAGGAUGGGGAGGGCGAGGAUGGGGCUGUGAUCCAUAUGAAGGACGGCUCGGUGUGCCUGUUUGUGGGGGACCCACUCGAGAUACAGAUGUUCAGGAGGAGUGGCUGGCAGUUCCUCCCUCGUCCUGACUCCGCCCAGCAUGACACCAGCACCACCACCAGCGCUCCACACUCCACCAACGCCUGGGACAUCGACUCCAUCUGGUCGCACCCCGACCUCCCCCCAACCGUCGACCUCCUCCUCCUCCCCCCCUCCCCCCCUGAUCCCUCCGCUCCCUCCUCCUCCUCCUCCCCCGCGCACCAACCCCCCCCCGUGGCCUCCCCCGCGUCCUUUGUGUUCUCUUCUCAGCCGGCCCUGGCUGUGCUGCGGCGCUUUGACUUUGACUCGGAUCUCAGGCGCAUGGCUGUGGCGGUUCUGCAGGUGCAUCCUGCAGUCGUGGGGCAGGGAGGGGGCAAGGCUGGGGCUGCCGCUGCGCCCAUGUCUCUGCUGGUCAAGGGCGCUCCUGAGAGCAUCCGUCCCCUGUGCACGCCUGCAUCACUCCCUGCUGACUUCGAGGGUCAGCUCAAGGCGCUCACGCUGAGUGGCAGCAGAGUGCUGGCAGUCGCAUCGCGGUCGCUCUCCCACCUCUCCCUGCAGCAGGUGACAGAGGAGAGUCGCAGCGAGCUGGAGCGGGAGCUGGUGUUCUGCGGGUUCCUGGUGCUGGAGAACCCCAUCAAGCCUGAGACCACCCCCGUGCUGCACUGCCUUGCUGCGGCGGGCCUCAGAUGCCUCAUGGUUACGGGGGACAACCCCCUCACUGCACUCGCUGUCAGCCGCCACUGCGGUCCAUACCUCCUGCAAACCACGCGCCACCCCUACCUCAUCGACACAGCUGACGACACCCAGGCAACCCCUGGCGCUGCUGCUGGUGGUGGAGGAGGAGGAGGAGGCGUAUGCGGCACGGGGUGCGUGUUACAAGAUGUGGUAACGCACCGGAGUGUGCCUCUCGACGAUGUGCUCGGGGCAGGACCAGCAGGAGCCGCCUCUGUGCUGCUCAAGGCCUCCGCUGGUGACUCCAAGGCUGCUCCACAGCUGGAACCCUCCUUCAGGGGAGCAGAUCUCGUAGUAACAGGCCGAGCAUUCGCCGCACUUAAAGCCCACCACGACCACCUCACCUCCUUCCGCAAAUCCCGCCGACCUUCCCUCCUCUCCUCCUCCUCCUCCUCCUCCUCGUCUGCACUUGUGCUCGGGCCUGCCUCAACUGCUGUCACGCCACUGGAGGCUGUGCUCUCCCGGGCAGGGGUGUUUGCGCGCAUGUCCCCCAGCAACAAGCAGGACCUCAUGAUUGCUCUCAGGGACCUGGGGUACUCCGUUGCCAUGACUGGCGACGGCGCCAAUGACAGUGCAGCGCUCAAAGCAGCGGACGUGGGCCUCAGCAUCGCAUCCAAGCGCCACUCCGCCCUCGCCGACCUCCCCCCCUUGCAAACCUCCCCCCCGUCCUCCUCACGCAAUGUCAACGGAGCCUCCUCAUCAUCAGCAUCGAUUAGAGGCGGUCGCAGGUCGUCAACAGCGGUGGCUCGGUCAGCAGCAGCGGCGUCAGAUGCAGCGGCGGCUGCUCCCAGCAUUGCGGCACCGUUCUCCACCCACGUGGCCCACAUCGGGGCGCUCGUCCCGCUGCUGCGUGACGGGCGGUGUGCACUGGUGACGGCAACGAGCAUGUUCAAGUACAUGAUGUUCUACGCGGUCGUGCAGACCAUGUCCAUCGCCGUGCUCUACCCGCUCGAGCUCGAGCUCACUGACAAGGAGUACAUCUGGGCAGACCUCGGGCUAGUCUUCCCCAUGAUCCUGCUGAUCCCCACGCUCUCCCCGCGCAAGUCACUGUCCCGCGGGCUGCCUGAGAGCAACCUCUUCUCGCUCUCCAUGCUUGUGGGCAUCUACGGCCAGGUCGCCCUCAUCGCCGCCUUCCAAGUGCUCGCCAGCGCGUUCCUGCACUCACAGGCGUGGUAUGUGCAGCCGGUUGUUGGAACUGCUGGGUUCAACCCGCAGGUCAACUACAACAGCACUGCAAGCUUCCUCUUCUCCUCCUUCCAGUAUGUCUUCCUGGCCGCAGCAGUCAGUCAGAGCUUUGGUCGGUUCAGAGUGCAUUUAUUCCAGAGCCCUCUGCUCGUCGUCGUGCUCCUGCUGCAGUUCCUUUUCUGCUCCCUCUUCCUUUUCUACCCGUCGCCUGCCAUUCGCAGUGCCUUCGGCCUUGUCGACCUGAGUGCCUAUCCCAACUUCAAGCUGUCUCUCUGGCUCUUUGCCAUUGUCGGUGGGCUGGUUUUUAUUCUCUUCGAGCGCGUCGCCGUGCGCCACCAGUCUGCCGAGCCUGACACUGCCGAUGCUGACGACCUGCUCCGGCAGGCAGCAGAGUGGCAGGCUAAGGAUGCCUCAGCAGGGUCAGCUCCGUCACAUGGCUCGGCACAUCUGUGGGUCGGUUAUGGGGACAAGGAGGAAGUGAGGUCGGAGGGGUGGUACGACCAUGUGGUGUCUGUGUGGAGGAACAUUGGAGGCAGCUGUUACCCCAAGUUGUCGUCCAAGGAUGUGCGCUUCCUGGCUGCCCAGAAGGAGGCUGGAGCCCUGUGGGAUCAACUAUGAUGCACCCUCUCGGCAGCACAGCAUGGCUAAUCCACUCACAACCCUUGAUCCCUGCCUUCUCAUGCCCUUCGGUAUUGUACUGUGCAUAGUACAUAUGUAGUAUUAGAUGAGUGCAUGAUGUAAAACCUCGUUUGUCAGUCUCUUCACAGCCCUUAGCCUGCACUCAAUGUAGAGACAUUUAUAUACUAACUCCAGCCAAACUCUUUGCAAUGACUAAUGGUUGUG